GUUUGUUUGGCCGCCACUGCUGUGAUCAUUGAUGAGUGAUGUCUGGAUUGUGUUGAGUACUAAGACUGGUUGGAAGCGAUUGCCAGACCAGUGGUGACAAUGACAACAGUGUUGAUGAUAGCGGAGAAGCCAUCGUUGGCCCAAUCGUUGGCUAUAAUCCUGUCUAAUGGGCGACAGAAGAGUCGGAAGGGACUGAACAACGCCUGCAAUGUUCACGAAUACUACUCUUCAUUCAGAGGACACAAAGAGGUUUUGUUCAAAUUCACGUCAGUUUGCGGUCACGUCUUCUCCACGAACUUCACCUCCAAAUACAACAAUUGGGACAAAACGGAUCCAAAGGAGCUCUUCGACUGCCCCACCAUCAAAGAGGAGGCGAAUCCGAAGUUGAAUUUAAUUAAGUUUUUACAGAAAGAGACUGUAUUUCGGGCCAAAUUCAGUGCAAUCACUGACAAGGAUAUUAAGGCAGCCAUGAAUUCACUGAUUCUUCCCAACGAAUUGGAAUCACUUUCAGUGGACGCCCGACAAGAACUCGACCUCCGGAUCGGCUGUGCAUUCACUCGAUUUCAGACCACAUUUUUUCACGGAAAGUACGGAGAUUUGGACAGUUCUCUCAUAUCGUACGGCCCGUGUCAGACACCGACUCUUGGUUUCUGUGUCGACCGACACGACAAGAUUCAGACUUUCAAACCCGAGCCGUAUUGGGUUCUCUGUGUUUCGGUGCGUUCGGCCAACAAUGAGUCGGCACAAGCGAUGGCACUGGAGUGGGACAGAGGGCGGGAAUUCAAUCAAAACAUCGCAAAGUCUUACUUGAAUUCAGUGAAGUCGAAGUCAAGAGCAAAACUCGUCAAAAUGUCGACCAAAGAGAAGACGAAGCCUCGACCUAACGCUUUGAAUACUGUGGAACUGUUGAAGAUCUGCAGCUCAGGGCUCGGCAUUGGUCCGCACACAACGAUGCAAAUCGCUGAACGACUUUACACACAGGGAUAUAUCAGUUAUCCGCGAACCGAAACCACUCAAUAUCCCAGUAAUUUUGAUUUAGUAUCGACUCUAAGAUUAAUGUCUUCGAGCAAUGAUUGGGGACAAGAGGUUAAAUCGCUUCUUGAGACGGGAAUAUCGAGACCGAAAUCAGGUCACGACGCGGGAGACCACCCGCCCAUCACUCCCAUGAAGAUCGCACAACAGCACGAAUUGGGCGAUAGAGACUCAUAUCGUAUAUACGAAUACAUUUGCCGCCACUUCAUAGCCAGCGUUAGUGCAGAUCUGAGGUACGAUCAAACGACACUUGCCUUCGCCAUCGGAUCCGAAACCUUCUCCAAAGUGGCCUCAAUUGUGACCGAUCCUGGGUUUACACGCUUUAUGUCCUGGCAUUCAAUACCAAACGAUGCAAAAUUGUCGUCAAGUCUUAGAGUUGGCGACGAAUUCUUGAUAACUGACGCAAAACUAUCCGAACGGAUGACUACAGCGCCGGACUAUUUAACGGAAUCGGAGGUGAUAUCAUUGAUGGAAAAGCACGGCAUCGGAACCGAUGCUUCAAUUCCAACGCACAUUAAUAACAUAUGUCUAAGAAAUUAUGUUAAAAUCGCUUCCGGAAGACGUCUUAUCCCAACACAAUUGGGAAUAGUGUUAGUCCACGGAUACCAGAAGAUUGACAGCGAUCUCGUUUUGCCCACCAGUCGGGCAGCCCUUGAGAAACAGCUCAACGAGAUAUGCGCCGGAAGAGUCGACUUUCAAAUAGUUCUCAACAAAACUAUUGAUGAAUUCAAAAAUAAAUUCGUGUAUUUUGUCGAAAGAAUCCCUCAAAUGGACGAACUCUUUGAAGUCUGUUUCUCUUCUUUGGCUGAUUCAGGAAAACCUAUUUCAAGGUGUGGUAAAUGUCGGCGAUAUCUGAAGUUAAUCGCCGCCCGACCUCAACGAGUCUAUUGCGCGACUUGUAAUGAGACGUAUUCUAUCCCUCAAAACGGAAACAUCAAGACAUAUAAGGAGUUGCGCUGUCCUAUCGAUGACUUCGAACUCCUCUAUUUCUACAAAACUGGUACUUCCGACAAGAGUUUUGUCUUAUGUGUCCACUGUUUCAAUAAUCCUCCCUUUGAAUCGAUGGCCAAAUCUUCGGGUUGUAAUCAGUGUCCGAACGAAGAAUGCAAGCAUUCAAUGGUUUCAAACACUUUGACCGAAUGUCAGAACUGUAAAUACAAUGGAGUGCUUGUAUUGGAUCCGGGAUCAGGUCCUCCCACGUGGAAGAUUGCGUGCAAUAAAUGCAAUUUCUCAAUGUCUGCAUUCAAAGACGCACAGAAAAUAACGAUUGAGACCCAGUUGUGUGAGACAUGCGGUCGGAAGUUGUGCUCAAUUGAGUACAAAGCGGACAAAUCUCGUCUCAAAGAUGGAUCUCUUCUAUUCCACGGCUGUGUUUGGUGUUCAACAGAAUACUCUUCAUUAGUACAGGCAAUGAGUCGACUACAGGUCAACACAGCCAACAGAGCCAACGGAUCUGAUGGCAGACCACAGUAUCAAUUGGACGGAAACAGUGGUUACAGCGGGAGUCGAGGCGGUGGACGAGGAAGGGGUCGGGGAAGAGGUCGCGGAAGGGGUAGAGGCAGAGGCGGUGGAAGAGGCAGAGGACGUGAUCGAGACAGAGAUGACGACGAGUACUCACAUUCUGCUCCAAAGGGCGCAAUGACUCUCUCAGACUUCCUCUAA
Molecule: messenger RNA, 2694 nt
Organism: Medioppia subpectinata
Lineage: Eukaryota; Metazoa; Arthropoda; Arachnida; Sarcoptiformes; Oppiidae
Source: the annotation of a GenBank genome assembly